GCAGCACUGCUCGAUAUACAGAUGGUUGCGCUGUACUCAGACUUCAUUCUGAGCUGAUCUCCUGAAGGAGUGUAACUGGUUGUCUGUUAUGUACACGAACAAAAGAAACUUUCAGGAGCGGAAUCACGCUUUUUCACUCUGGACUUUCACUCUCUGCUCAGCUUUCGUCCUCAGCGCACCAACUGAUGGUCAGCGCCAGGUGGUUGGUCCAGCUCAGCCAAUCAUAGCUGCUCUUGGUGAUGAUGUCAUCCUACCAUGCCACCUGAAGCCCAUUGCUGACGUGCAGGAUAAGACAGUAGUUUGGUCCAAACCGGACCUUAAACCCGACCCCUUGAAUCCUCAGAGAGGGGUCGACUAUGUGCACCUGUACAGGAACAGGAUGGAACUCCCUGACAUGCAGAUCCCGUCAUAUAAUGGCAGGACGGCGCUGUUCGUAAAUGAACUGAAGCACGGGAACAUAUCGCUCAAAAUCACAAAUGUGACGCUUGAAGACCACGGCAGGUACAGAUGCUUCAUCCCCAAGUUGAACGGCCGAGUGAGCGAAGCGAUACUUCAGCUCAUUGUUGUUCCAAACACUGUUAAAACCUCAACGACAGAGCUGCCGCUGAAUCCUGGAAACUUCCAGACUCCAGAUCCGCUGGACAAGACUCAGCCUAACGGCGAUUAUUCCACUCUGUAUGUUGUGAUCCCGCUUGUGGUCAUCUUAGUCGUCACCUUAGUAGCCGUCUGUGCAUAUUUCUUAGAGAGAAGGUCUCAAAAACACAAUCUUCCAGACACAGAUGCCCCCCAGAAACAACCACUUAGAGUCUAGGUGCCUUGCUCAGGAGUUGUUGGUGUGAAUGGAGACAAGUUUAUCGGGGAUUUAACUCUUAACAAUCUUACUGGUUAAACUGAGGAUUUUCACCAGCAGCCACAAGGAGACACAGCGACAUCUUCAUGAAAACGAAACCCCUACGAAAGAAGCUGAAGCUCCUGGAUGUGGCUGCUGGAGGAAUCUGGUCCAGUUGGGGAACUUUCAGUUCGACUCUUGUUUCACUGAUGGAGUUUAUUUCUCAACAUCCUGCAAUGACAUCUUCUUACAGACUUUUAACCAGUAGAAGGAACUGGAGCUGUCUUUAAGACUUUUUUUCUGCGGAUGGAAACCCACAGAACUUACUUUGAGUCCUGCUUUGGUCAACUGAAAUCAUCAGCCCUGCUGGUUUUGCUUUUUGCACUUUUCUGGAUGUUCGAUGAUCCUGCACAGAUGUGAACAUUUCAUUCACAUCUUCAGGACAACUAUAUCCAAAAAUUCCCGAAAUAGGAACCUGUAAGCUUGGAAACAGCAACAAAACAUGAUCUGCUUCAAGAUCUACAUCAACAAUGUGGGACUUUUUCCAUUUAUUGGCUGCUGAGUAGCUGUUUGUGAGCAUGUUUGACAAGCUCAGGCUGUUUAAUGUUAUUUUAAAUUUUUUUUCAGAUAAACUCAACUUUAUUUAUAUAUAACCUAUUACAAUUCAAUUUGUCUCAAGACACUUUACAGAGCCCAUAUGCCUGAACCCCCAGAGCAGCCCUAAGGCGACCUCCCUUUUAGCGGGAAGAAACCUUGAGCAGAAAUCUGCUCUUUAUAUGGGGGGACACAUCUGCCGCUGGCCGGCCAGGUUGGUCAAAAUGGAAUGUUUUAAGCCUGGUCUUAAAAAUAGAGAGGGUGUCUUCCUCUCGAACCCAAAGUGGCAGCUGGUUCCUCAGGAGAGGCGCCUGAUAACUGAACUCUCUGCCUCCCAUUCUACUUUUAGAAAUUCUGGGAACUGUUUUUUUUUUUUUUUUUUUUUAACUUCAUAAAGAAACUGUGCAAGAAUAUGGGACCCGACACACUGUGAUCAGAAGCAGUCAAAUGUUUACCAGAUGAGGUUUUAUGCAGCCUUUAACUGAAUGUAAAUGAUGUGUUUGCAGAAGAGGUUUUUUGAUCACGUUACCUGUUUUAGAUCAGCAGUUUUUUUUACACAUUCAAGACAUUUCUCAGGUUUUUAUGCUUUUGAUUUGAAAGUAGCUUGAUGUUAUGUUCAAUGCAAAGUUCCAGUUUCUGUAAUUCUGACUGGAUGAUGAAUGAGGAUGCUGUAAUUUAAAUCUCCUAAGUGGUCCUCGGCAGUACAACCAAGGAGAAAAUCUUUCCUUCAUGACAGCGUCUUUAUUAUUUCUGUUACUGAUGAUGAGAAACUUUAAGUCACUCCACCCUUGAUUUAUUUCUAGUCUUACGCAGCAGCUGAACAUGAAGUGACCAGAACACACCCUGUGGCGUUUCAGAUAAAGAAUGUAAGUCUGGCACAUUCAUUUCCAGAGCUAAACUGCUUUUAAACCACAAAAUGUGAAAAAAAAAAUGUCAGAUCUCCUGAGCAUCAACAGCUUUUUAGUGAGGCACCUACAGUUUAUUAUAUUUAUUACACUGCAUUUAUUUAUUGAUGUCAAGUACCUUAUAACUCCAUAUUAAUUCAUAUAUUGAUAUUGGCACUGUUUUUUAUUUUAAAAAGUGUUCCAAUAAAAAAUUUCCGAUUUGUUUGUGAACUACUUCUACCUCUUUACAGUCUGAUCUAUAGUUGCAGUGAAUAAAAGUUUCAAUUGCACUAAA
This is a messenger RNA of Amphiprion ocellaris (clown anemonefish), 2602 nucleotides long. Its product is annotated as butyrophilin subfamily 2 member A2-like. The transcript is spliced from 6 exons. The record is from RefSeq and is a predicted model, not a curated record. NCBI's taxonomy places the organism in Eukaryota, Metazoa, Chordata, Actinopteri, Pomacentridae. The coding region runs from base 89 to 811 and encodes 240 amino acids.